AUGGCUACCAGUACACUAAAGCCUCUGACGGUCUACGGCCACUGGGGAGCGCCCAACCCGUACAAGAUACGCAUCAUCCUUGAGGAACUUGGUAUUCCUUUCGACUGGCGCAUUGUCGAACUUGCCGAUGUCAAGUCCGAGUCGUUCACCAAGGUCAAUGUGAAUGGCCGCGUGCCCGCAAUCGUGGAUCCCAACACUGGAAUAACGCUGUGGGAGUCUGGCGCGAUCAUCCUAUAUCUGAUCGACGAGUAUGACAAAGAUGGGAAGCUGUCCUACAAGAGCGCUCCUGAAAAGUACCUACAGCAGCAGUGGUUGAUGUUUCAGGUUUCAGGCCAGGGACCAUACUUCGGCCAAGCCAUCUGGUUCACAAAAUACCAUCCUGAGAAAAUCCCAAGCGCCAUCACACGCUACGUUGAUGAGAUAGAGCGGGUUACUUUCGUGCUUGAUACUCAUCUCACCACCACGAAGCAAGCCUAUCUUGUGGGGGAUACAUGCACAUAUGCAGAUCUGUCGUUUAUCAAUUGGGCCAAUCUCGCAAAGGACUUGCUGAAGCAUCUGGGGCAGGAGAAGCGGUUGGAUAAGUUUACAAAGUACAACGAGUGGAUGGAGCGGUUGGCAAGCAGAGAGGUUGUCAAGAGCUUGAAUGAAGACAUGGAGAAAGGCAGGAGAGAACAUGGGCUCUAG
This is a messenger RNA of Fonsecaea nubica, 684 nucleotides long. RefSeq lists its product as hypothetical. The transcript has 2 exons. The record is from RefSeq and is a predicted model, not a curated record. The coding region runs from base 1 to 684 and encodes 227 amino acids. NCBI's taxonomy places the organism in Eukaryota, Fungi, Ascomycota, Eurotiomycetes, Chaetothyriales, Herpotrichiellaceae.